Molecule: messenger RNA, 3182 nt
Organism: Protobothrops mucrosquamatus (brown spotted pit viper)
Lineage: Eukaryota; Metazoa; Chordata; Lepidosauria; Squamata; Viperidae
Gene: ITGA3
Product: integrin subunit alpha 3
Exons: 25
Coding region: 18-3182 (1054 amino acids)
Biological process (GO): integrin-mediated signaling pathway; cell-cell adhesion; cell adhesion mediated by integrin
Cellular component (GO): integrin complex; external side of plasma membrane
Molecular function (GO): integrin binding
Source: RefSeq, a predicted model, not a curated record
AAUUCAUCUGGCAAGCUAUGGCCACUACGCACUUUCAGCCUCUCCUGGUAGCCUCUGAGCAAAGGAAGUGUAUUUGGGGGCGCCUGCUUCUGAUUUUGGGGUGCAUGCUGUGGCUGUCUCUAGCCCCUCCAAGAUGUGCUUCCUUCAACUUGGACACUAAAUUCGUGGUUCUCAAGAAAGGCAAAACUCCUGACAGUUACUUCGGGUUCUCAGUAGCUCUGCACCAUCAAUUCCAUCCUGAAAGAUACCUGAUGCUUGCUGGAGCUCCCCGUGAUGUGGCUGUCAAAAUGGAUAAUAAAACACGGACAGGUGCUAUGUAUGCUUGUCCUUUGACUGCAGAUCCCAGUGAUUGUACACAGGUGGACUUUCAGGUGAAAAGUGAUCUGCAAACUAAUAUUGUUGAAGACAUGUGGCUGGGGGUGGUGGUAGCAAGCCAACGUAAGCCUUAUGGGCGAAUAAUGGCUUGUGCUCACCGGUACACUCGGAUUUUUGGCAGUGAACAUCAGAGACGCAUGGUAGGGACAUGCUAUAUCCAUAGCAAUGACUUGCGCCAUCAGGUGAAUGAUUCGUGGCAAACUUAUAAUGAGAUGUGUGCUGCCAACUCAGACUUGGAGAAUACAGGCAUGUGCCAAAUGGGCAUCAGUGGUGGCUUCACAGACAACUUCGUCUAUUUUGGAGCUCCAGGAGCUUACCAUUGGCAAGGAACCACUUAUGUGAGCUACCCAGGAAUUUGGGACCAAGUGGAAUUAUCCUAUCUAGAUCAGAAAACUAGACACAUUUACCUGGGAUAUGCCACAGAAGCAAGCACCAAUGUACUGCACAAAGAAGAGUUCUCUUUUAUUAUUGGGGCCCCCCGCUAUAAUCACACUGGAGCCGUCUUUGUGAUGGCAAGUGAUGGUCACAAAACUCUUCAGAAGAGACUGCUGCUCUUUGGGAAGCAAGUGGGUUCUUAUUUUGGCAGCUCCAUUGCUGUGGCUGACCUCAACAGUGAUGGGUGGCAGGACUUAAUCAUUGGAGCACCACACUACUUUGACCCGAAGGAGGAGAAGGGUGGGUCUGUCUAUGUCUACAUGAACCUUGGGGGAGCAUUUUCCAGCCAUCCCAACCUCACACUGACUGGACCCAGUGGUUCUUCCUUUGGUUUCUCUGUGGCUCACAUUGGCGACAUUAACAAAGAUGAUUUCCAAGAUAUUGCUAUUGGGGCACCCUAUGAAGGUUCCGGGAAAAUAUACAUCUACCAGAGUGGUGUAGGUGGCCUUCCUAAUAAGCCACAGCAGAUCAUUAGUGGGGAAGAUUUUAAUCCUGUCAUCAAGACCUUUGGUUACUCCUUCAGUGGUGGAAUGGAUGUGGAUGGAAAUUCCUAUCCUGAUCUCCUGGUGGGAACUCUCUCAGAAAAUAUCUUGCUGCUCAGAGCCCGUCCUGUGAUCAAUAUCCUAAACAAGACUUUUACUGUUACUCCAAGCCCUCUGGACCCAAGUAAAUGUACUCAAAACUCUUGCAUGAAGGUAGAGGUCUGCUUCUCCUAUUCCCAAAGUGCUGGAGACCCCAAAUACAAGGAAACUAUCAAGCUGGAUUACACUGUGGAAGCUGACAGGGGCCGCCGGCCACCCCGGGUAUAUUUUGCUGAGACCAACUCUGCAGUCUACAAGGGACAAUUUUCCAUGCCAAGCAAGUGCCAAAACCUGAAAGUCCUCCUACAGGAUGGAGUACGAGACAAACUGCACCCCAUUGCGUUCUCUAUGAAGUACUCUCUUUCAGAGAAGCCUAGACGAUUCCAGUUGGGAUUGCGCUCUCUUAAUGCAUUUCCUAUUUUGAAUGAGGAUCAGCCUCGUGAAAACCACACUGAGAUUCAGUUUCAGAAGGAGUGUGGAACUGACAGCCAAUGCAAUAGCAACUUGCAGAUUCAGGCACUCUUUCUAAAUGAAAAGAACCAAAAGUUGCCCAGACAAGAUGGUGUGCAGGUGUUACAGUACAGCUCGGAAGUCAAGAAACUGAAUUUGAGCAUCAAAGUUACUAAUAAACCAACAUCACCUAUCAAUGGAGAAGAUGCUCAUGAGGCCCUCCUCAAUAUCACUUUCCCACCCUCUCUGCUGCCUUCUUCAGUUCGGCCGAGUGGGGCCUGCACUGUUAAGGAGACAGUGAUAUGUGAAAUGGGCAAUCCCUUCAAAAGGAACCAGCAGGCAGAACUGAUUAUCACAUUUGAAAUUAGUGGAAUUACCUUAUUUACCCAGAAUAUCACAGUCCAGAUUCAACCUUCCACGAUAAGCUAUCAGGAAGAUCUCCAACUAGUGACAGCAGCUUUGUUAGUGGACUACACAGUUGAUGCAUCACUAAGCAUAAUCAACCGGUGGCUUCAGUCAUACUUUAGUGGGAAAGUCAUAGGAGAAUCAGCCAUGAAGCAUGAAGAAGAUGUUGGCAGUCCCAUUGAGCUGGACUUCCAGGUGAUUACGAAGACUAAGUCUUUAGCUUCUCUUGGAACAAUCAUAUUAGGCUUUGAAUGGCCUUAUGAAGCCAGCAAUGGAAAGUGGCUGCUCUACCCCACUGAAAUCUUGAUAAAAGGGAAUGAAGACUGGUAUUGUGAACCAUCUGAACAGGUCAUCAACCCCCUCAAGCUCAUCGUGAAUCACAGCACUUCCCCAGCCCGGAGAAAGCGUGAGUUGCAGGCAUCUCCAAACGCUGAGAUUCCCAUCACCUUAGCGUCUUCAAAGAAAGCCAGAUCAGAAACAGCACUGAGUUGUUUCAAAGGAACUUCUCGCUGCAUCUGGUUUGAAUGCCCCCUUUGGAAUAUCGGAGCAGUUACAAACGUGAAGGUCCGAGCAAGAGUUUGGAACAGUACUUUCAUUGAGGAUUACAAUGACUUUGAUCGUGUCAAAGUAGAUGGACAAGUGACUCUCUUUCUCAGGACAAACUCCUCUACAAUCAACAUGAAAAAUCAAACAGUGUUGUUUACUGUAGACAUCGACUCGGAACUCAGUGAAGAGCAGCAAACCGAGAUUGAGCUGUGGGUGGUGCUAGUUGCUGUUGCUGCAGGACUUCUGCUCUUGGGUUGUAUCAUCUUACUGCUGUGGAAGUGUGGCUUCUUCCGGAGGGCAAGCACACGAGCCUUGUAUGAAGCCAAGGGCCAGAAAGCCAUGAUGAAGAUCCAGCCUUCUGAAACUAAACGGCUGACCGACAGCUACUAG